AUGGCUAGAUACGCAGCUGUUCCAGCAAACCCAGCUAAGUCUGCUUCCGCUAGAGGCUCAUACUUGAGAGUUUCUUUCAAGAAUACCAGAGAGACCGCACAGGCUAUCAACGGAUGGAAAUUGGAGAAGGCCAAGAGCUACUUGGAUGCCGUUCUCGAUCAUAAGAGAGCCAUUCCUUUUAGAAGAUACGAGCACUCUAUUGGUAGAACCGCACAAGGUAAUGAAUUUGGUAUCACCAAGGCCAGAUGGCCUGCAAAGUCCGUCAAGUUCAUCCAGAACUUAUUGAUCAACGCUGAGUCUAACGCCGAGGCCAAAGGUUUGGACACUUCUAAAUUGAUCAUUUCUCACAUUCAGGUUAACAAGGCCCCAAAGAUGAGAAGAAGAACAUUCAGAGCUCACGGUAGUAUUAACGCUUACCAAUCUUCCCCAUCCCAUAUUGAGAUUAUCUUGACUGAGGAGGAGGAGACUAUUGCCAAGGCCAAGGAGGAUAAGGUUGCUUCAAAAUUGAACUCCAGACAAAAGGGUAGAUUUGCUCAGCAGAAGAGAUUGACUGCUGCUUGA
Messenger RNA from Brettanomyces nanus, 561 nucleotides. It is a transcript of the gene RPL17B, whose product is annotated as 60S ribosomal protein L17B. Gene Ontology annotation, cellular component: ribosome; cytosolic large ribosomal subunit. The record is from RefSeq and is a predicted model, not a curated record. The transcript has a single exon. NCBI's taxonomy places the organism in Eukaryota, Fungi, Ascomycota, Pichiomycetes, Pichiales, Pichiaceae. The coding region runs from base 1 to 561 and encodes 186 amino acids. Gene Ontology annotation, biological process: cytoplasmic translation. Gene Ontology annotation, molecular function: structural constituent of ribosome.